GGUCUCCUCAUGACAUGGAGAUAUUCCAGCAUCCUAUGUGUUUGAUCAGCUCUGAAAGUGUACACAAUGAAGAGGGUGAAGAAAUAAAAAUCAUUUUAAAGAGUGAACAGGAAGUAUUCGCGCAAAUAGAAAAGAUAGAUUGGCCAAUAGUUGUUGUAGCCGUGGUAGGUUUGUACAGAACUGGAAAAUCCUAUCUGAUGAAUCGUUUAGCUCAGUCUUCUAAAGGUUUUGCAUUGGGUGAUACGAUUGAAUCAACAACUAAAGGCAUCUGGGCAUGGUGUAAAAUUCAUCCAGAAAAGUCAAACACUGUUUUGCUGCUUCUUGAUACAGAGGGUCUUGGCGAUGUAGAAAAGGGCGACGCAAGUUAUGACAACAAGAUAUUUACAUUAGCGGCGCUCCUGUGUAACUGCCUGGUUUAUAAUAUGAAGGGAGCUUUUGAUAAUGAUGCUGUGUCUAAACUUACAUUUGUCACAGAAAUGGCAAAGAAUAUCAGAUAUCGAGGGCAGUCUUCAGAAAAUAACCAAGCACUUAAACUUAUACUGCCAGAUUUCGUUCUUUGUUUGAGAGAUUUCAGUCUUAAAAUGAUGAAGGAUGGAAAAAGGAUAUCUGAUAAUGAUUAUCUGGAGCUCAGUUUAGCUGACAAGAAAGGCAAAGCAGAACAUUUCAACAAGCCACGAGAAUGCAUCAGAAAAUACUUUCCGAAGCGCAUGUGUUUCGCAUUUCCUGUGCCUGGUGAUGGUGAUGUUCUUGAAAAUCUUGAAACAUUGAAAUUUAGCGAUUUGUCUGACAGGUUCAAAGAUGUCACCUCUCGCUUUGUAUCGCACAUUUACUGCGUACCGCCCAAGGAAUUGCUAACAAGUAAACCUGUAAAUGGACAAAUGUUUGUCACUUUGGCAGACCAUUAUGUUACGGCAAUCAAACAUGGCGCAAUUCCAGAUGUUGAUGAUGCCUUUUCAGCCGUAUCAAAAAUUGAGAAUGCUAAAAUUCAAAAACUUGCCGUUGAAUCCUUUGAAAAGCAAAUGCAAGAGAUAGUUCUUCCCGUCUCUUUUGAUGUGUUGGGGCAAUUAUAUACAAAAUCGCAGCAAACAGCACUUGACUAUCUACGAAAGAAUGUUGUUAAUGAUAAGAAUGGCAUAUGUGAAAAUGAAGCCCAGAUGAGAAUGGACAACUUUUUGAAUAAGAUAAAAGAAUCGAAUGAUGACAAAAUAAAGGAAAUGUGCGAAAUGAAAUUGAAAGAAGGUUAUGCGAAAUAUCUUGAAGAAAAUAUAGCAAAUAAAGUGUAUGAAACUGCAGGUGGAUAUCGAAAGUUUCAACGUGAUAUUGAUAGGUUAAAGCAAGACUUUGAAAGUGAUCUCCGGGAUUACAAGGAUAACGAGAUCAUGUGGACCUGGCAUGGAUUUGUUAAACAUUUGAAUGAAAUUGAAGCCACGAUCAUCCAAGCUGAUGAAGAUCUGUCACAAAAGGAGAAAGAAGAUGAGCAAAAGAACAACGAAGAAAAAAUGAAAACAAUGUUAGAGCAACAGAAGAAAGUACAGAUGGAAGCACUUGAUAAACAGAAAAAGGACCUACAGAGUCAUUACGAUAAACUAGAGAAAGAUCGCUCACAGCAACUUGAAAUCGAAAGAAAAAAAUUCCAGACAUUGAUGGAAGAAAAAUUGAAAUUUGAAAAGGCAACAGCGCAGAAAGAAAUUCAAAGAUUGAAACAAGAGCAAGAACAAAGAAUUAAAGAGAUGGAAAAAGAUAGACAAAGAUAUGAGAGAGAGGUUGAAAUGUGUCGACAACAGAUGAGAAAACGACGAAGAAAAAGUUCGUGUGUACUAUCAUAACACAACGAUAAUUUAUGACAUAUUUACUUGUAUUGUAUAUAAAAGAUACUUACCAGAGAAAAGUGUUUGAUAUUACAUCUUGACUUCAUUGUUUUUUGUUGUUUAUGUUUAUUUAAACUUGUACUUAUGGACACUCAUUUGAUAUAUUUAAUCCAAAGGCUUAACAAAAGGAAUUAUUGCAUUGCUUUGGAUGAAGACUUUUUGCCCGAGUGUUGUUUUUUUUUUGUUCUAGACCAUGAUGCAGAAACGUGAGUUUAAAUCUGGUCCUGUAAAAAUUCACUUUAAUAUUAUCCCUAUGAAAUGUUUUUUAACAACUUAUAUUAUUGUAUACAUCAAGCAUUAUUACAGCAAUGUUCAAUUUAAAAGAUUUCAAUUGUUAAUAUUCACAUAUUUUAAUAUGAUAUUCAGAAUUUAGACAUACCUAUAUUUAAUGGCAUUAUAUACACUUUAUCAGUUAUGAAUGUUCAUACAAUUUAGAUUGUGUAAAUUUGUUAUAGCUCGUACAAAUAACUUAAUAAGAAGGUAAACAAUGAUAUAAUGUGUACUUCUUCCUAUUCGACGAGAUAAAGUAUUGUAAUGAAAACGACGCAUUUUAUAAAUUUCGAUAACUAACGUUAUUAUAUCAAAUGCAUGUUUUGCUUAAUCUUUUUUUUAAUUCAAAACUGAAAAAGAAGCGUCUCUUGUUUAAUUGUUACAGUCGUAUGUAUCCGAAUUACAAACAUUUAAUAUUAUUACCCCUCACUUUUUUCGUAAUGCUAAUUUCCCAUAGGCCUCUGGGAGUUAUUUUUACUGUUAAUGCAAGUGUACCACGUGACUAAGAAUGUUGUACUGUUACAUAGGUAACAGUAUUUUUUAACCGUAUAAAAUCUGGUCACGUGGUCUAUUUUCUAAAUUAAAUUAAAUAAAUGGCCGCCUUUUUUCUCUCGAUUCAUUCUUAUUUUCGACUUCUCUGGAGUAACUAUGGCACUCAUAAAAUUUAGUUGUUCGCACCCCGGUGUGCUUUUCGCGUAUAAAAUAUCUUUUUGUUGAAUAGUCAAAAAGUGAACAUCCGUUUUCAACGGAAGUAAUUGCAAUGUAAAUAAUUAUGUGUCAAACUGGAACAUGCAGACGAUUUAAGCAUGCAACAAAGGAUUAUUUAACAAUUUUAAUCAGUGAAACGUUACAGAUAUGGUGGACAGACAUAGGAUAUCAUCGUUAUUUUGUCAAAAACCAUGCUAAGAAUAUUCUGGAAACAGAAGGAUCAGAUUUCACAGAUCAUAACCGUGUAAAUGGGUUAGUGUUUUGUUUUCUAAAUAAAACCUAGCUUAUUGUAUGUUUAUGAUUUGUAGAUAUCAUCACUUGCUUAAAGAAUAAAAGAAAAAGAAAACUUCUCAAGUAGGCCUAAAGUACACUUAAAACUUAAAAGGUAAGGACAGUUUAGUUAUUGUUACUCUUGGUUUAUUUUUGUUACAGUUAGAUUUAGUUGACAAUUUCAGAUCAUCACAGUAUUUUUGUUCGGGGUAAUAAAAUAAAUAACACAUGGGUUUGUGAGUAACAGUAAAAAUAUCAUCCCUCGUAAAAAUACUGUUACCCUCGGCUACGCCUCGGGUAACAGUAUUUUCCUCGGGAUGAUAUUUUUACUGUUACCCACAAACCCAUGUGUUAUUUAUAUAUUAUUCUUGUAAAAUGCCCCAAAUACCUUUGUUUAUAGGUCACAUUUUAUCCAACUCAAGACUGUUGUAGAUUUUUAUCAUUUGCUGUUACAUGAUAUUUAUUCUAGAUAAAGAUAAAAUGAAUUCAAAUCUUUAGUAAAUAGUGUUUGCUUAUUCCUGAGAACUACAAGUUGUGUUUCAAAAUUUAGAGGCGUUGUGGUAUUGUGGCAGAUUUUGAUUGUUUAUUAAACAAUUUUAUUUUUUAUUCCAUAAAGUUAUUUCUCUCUAAAUUUCAACUGAUGAUAAUGUUUUUUUCCAGAUGCUGUAUAGGCCAUAACAUAAUGAGUGUAAAUUUGGCCCUCUAAAAGUUUGGGUAAUUUCAAGAUUAACGAUUUUAUGUUACGCUUUCAUGUCUUUUCUUAUUUAUUGAUAAUGCUUUCUUUAAUAAUGGAUCAGUUUGAAAAUAUCCUUAUAUUCUCUGUAUUCUACCAUGAGAUGUUUCGACAGCUUAAAUCAGUCAGAUGUUUUGCCAAUCUCAUUGCUUGUGUUCACGGAUAAUUAGAUAGCUUUUAUCUUUCAAAGGGCAAAGUCACUUCCACCUCUUUCAUAAAGUAAUUCAAACUUUCUUUCCUUACGUUAAAAUUCUAUAAUUUUUGUUUUGUUUUGUAUUUUUUGUAUAGAUUUUCAGUAUAUUACUCUAGAUUUAGUUUCAGCAUGGGCCAAUAAGUUAUUUAGUUUAUAAGUAUUUUAACAAUUAAAACAAAAUUGGACUUUAAA
Ruditapes philippinarum (Manila clam) is the source of this 4234-nucleotide messenger RNA. RefSeq names its product guanylate-binding protein 3-like. NCBI's taxonomy places the organism in Eukaryota, Metazoa, Mollusca, Bivalvia, Venerida, Veneridae. The coding region runs from base 15 to 1826 and encodes 603 amino acids. Gene Ontology annotation, molecular function: GTPase activity; GTP binding. The record is from RefSeq and is a predicted model, not a curated record. The transcript has 8 exons.